This is a messenger RNA of Clarias gariepinus (North African catfish), 2296 nucleotides long. It is a transcript of the gene b4galt7, whose product is annotated as xylosylprotein beta 1,4-galactosyltransferase, polypeptide 7 (galactosyltransferase I). Bases 518 to 1510 code for a protein of 330 amino acids. Lineage: Eukaryota; Metazoa; Chordata; Actinopteri; Siluriformes; Clariidae. Gene Ontology annotation, biological process: proteoglycan biosynthetic process; carbohydrate metabolic process. The transcript has 7 exons. Gene Ontology annotation, molecular function: xylosylprotein 4-beta-galactosyltransferase activity. The record is from RefSeq and is a predicted model, not a curated record.
CUCAAUGAAAACAGCCAGCGUGUGAUAUUUUUUUUUCUUUUUUUGCCGCACUCUAUCGGUUUACGCUCUUGUACACGGAUGUGACGUAAUACAAAACAGACCGCAUUGUGUGUUAUGAGGUAACUAGUAUUGUACGAGGCGAUACGUUGAGUAUUUAAGUCUACAAACGCUUGAGUUGAGUUGCUCAUUGCGGCCGGUUAGCGCCGCGGCUACGUGUCGAAACCUGUCUGGUUAAAACAGCUACAAAACCUUGGGAAAGAGUCACUGGAGAUAAAGAGAGUGUGUUAAACUAGAAACAUGGGAAUUCCACAACUAUGAAGGAGAACAAACGUCAGGAUGUGUAGGAGUCGGAGAGCAGGAAAAGGGAAGCUGGGAAAGAGCUGAGUUUAUAAUGUAGCCUGUUUAGCUAGAGAUCACAGUUUCAUCCAUCAGUGCGGUGUGUGUGUGUGUGUGACUGCUCCAGGUUAAACAGUCUAAAAGUUUAAAGAAUACUAACGCCUUUUUUGUGACAACCAAGAUGAUGUACUCUUCCCGAAGAAAACCAGUCCUCUACUUUAAAGAGGACAGAAGAAUUGAAAAGCAAAAGGCUGAUCAUCAUGGAGAUGUUCUAUUUCUAUGGAGAAAGUGCUCGGUGCUGAAGCUGUUCAGCCUCUGUGUGGUGCUCGUCCUCUGCUCUCUUCUCUGGCUGCAGCUGAGCUGUUCAGCUGAUCUGAACCAGCCACAGUUGGUUGAUCGCCCACCCCAUCAGCCGUGUCCUUUAGAGAGACAGACCGCACCUGUGGAUGACUCCUCAUGGGGCCUGCACAAAAUGGCUGUCAUCGUACCCUUCAGGGAGCGUUUCGAAGAACUUCUUGUUUUCGUGCCGUACAUGCAUGCUUUCCUCAACAAAAAGAAAAUACGACACAAGAUUCUUAUCAUCAACCAGGUGGAUCAUUUACGCUUUAACAGAGCCUCUCUCAUCAAUGUCGGCCACAUGGAGAGCGGAAAUGAUACAGACUACAUAGCGAUGCAUGAUGUCGACUUGCUGCCUCAAAAUGAAGCUCUAGACUACGGAUUCCCAGAGGAAGGUCCCUUCCAUGUAGCUUCACCAGAACUUCACCCACUGUAUCACUAUAAAACAUAUGUAGGAGGAAUUCUGCUACUUACCAAGAAACACUAUCAAAUGUGCAACGGUAUGUCCAAUCGGUUCUGGGGUUGGGGAAGAGAAGAUGACGAGUUCUUUAGAAGACUGCGAACAGCAGAACUGCAGCUCUUCAGGCCAAAAGGAAUAACCACAGGGUACAAAACAUUCAGGCACAUUCACGACCCUGCCUGGAGAAAAAGAGACCAGAAGAGAAUAGCUGCACAAAAACAGGAACAAUUUAAAAUUGACCCAGAAGGUGGUCUUACCAACUUGCGCUACAAGGUGGAAUCCCGACAAGAGCUUUUGAUUAGUGGUGCCCCUUGCACCGUCAUCAACACCUUGCUGGAGUGUGACAUUAGCCAGACACCCUGGUGCCAGUUCAGCUAACACACCUGGGCUGCUAAUUCUCUGUGCCAUGAUCAUGUCAUUUCUACAUUUAUAGGAUCAUUAUUGUGGACAGUUUUACUAAAUAACCUGGAUAUUUGACCUGAAAGCAAAAAGGCAAGAUGUAAACAGACACUAAUGUUUUCUUGCUACUGGACAGUAUUAUGUUGAAGCUCCCUAUGUUUUACUUGGACAGAACCGAACUAUCAGACAUUUUCAGGUUUUGCACUGAGAACACGCCAGCAAUGUUACUACUAAUGUGAGCUUUGAAUUUCAGACGGGUGAAGUUAUAGCAAUGGCAUUUUCCUGGACUCCUUUACAUGGCGCAGUAAUUAAUAUUUUAUUUGUGUAUGCUGAAAUCAGAAUGAGUGACUUGAUGCGAAUAUACUUAGAACGGAUUAAGGGUACUUUGAGGACAUUUGCACAUUAUUCAUAUUUAUAUGAAAACCAGGCUACUUUAGUUUUUAUACCAUGUUUUAUCCCAUGUCUUGAGGCUAGUUGGUUUGGGCUGGAUUAUAUGGUCUAUAUUAUAUGGGCUAUAUUAUAUAAGUCUGUAGUAUUAAGCGAUAUCAUAGAAGAAGAGAGGAUCGUGCCUGCUUUCUCUUUACCAAAUAUGUUCAAACAUCCAUUGACCUUUUGAGGGUAAAGAUGCGACUUGCUUUGAGGUGGAGCAGUGGGGUCAAAUUUUUUUUUAUUUACAGCUUGGUCAGAAAGUGUUAAAUGUAAGUGUUUUGACAAGAGAAAGCUCAAAUCAUUUUUAAAGAUGUAUUAAAUGGGAUUAUUACAAGA